Messenger RNA from Mollisia scopiformis, 1134 nucleotides. RefSeq lists its product as uncharacterized. Gene Ontology annotation, molecular function: nucleic acid binding; exonuclease activity. The coding region runs from base 362 to 985 and encodes 207 amino acids. The record is from RefSeq and is a predicted model, not a curated record. Lineage: Eukaryota; Fungi; Ascomycota; Leotiomycetes; Helotiales; Mollisiaceae. Gene Ontology annotation, cellular component: nucleus. The transcript has a single exon.
UAGUCAUCAUGCACUACAAACCCACUAGAGAAUUCCAACCUCAAACAAACGCCAAGUAGCUCUUUCUUCGCUCGAGACUUUCUUUGUUCCCCUGUUUUGUAUCACUACCAAAAUUACCUAAAUGUAACACCAAACCCGGGCCAGACGAUGCUCGAAGCUUUUCUGUCAGAGACAGCUGGUAGUGACUGGCUCUUAUGUCCUUUCAGGAGUCUCAAAUGAUGAGUUCGGUGCAUAUGAUGCAACUCGUCAAGGAGUACAAAGGCUUCCCUGGGAUAUAAGCAGCGCUUCAGACCUAGUUCCUGAGUUACAUUAUUCUGAAAUCUCAACUCUCUUCCCACAAUUCCAAUUCAAAACUACCAAGAUGAACGCACCUUCCAACCAGAUCAUGAUGCCAGUGGGCCCACACCACGACCUCCUCACAGAGAAAAUCGCCAUUGAUUGCGAAAUGAUGCGAUCAAACAUCGGUCAAGUCCUCGGUCGAGUCUCAGUCAUCAACUACAACAGCCAAACAAUCUUCGACACCUUUGUGUGCUAUCCUCAACCCAUCCACGUCACCAACACCAGCGAACAGUAUUCUGGAAUCAGAUGGAGCGACAUCGAUCCCCAGAACGGCGCUCAGCCCUUCCUCCAAGUUCAAGCUCAGCUUGUUGAGAUCUUCCGUGGCCGUAUUGUCAUCGGUCAUGAUAUCGAGAAGGACCUGAGGGUCAUUCGGAUGGAUUUGCAAACUCACACCUUGCGGCUCGAAGGUGUUUAUCAAAUAGAAACUCCUGUCAAGCUUGAUAUGAAGACCCGUGACACUCAGAAGUACACGGGCUACAGCCAAUACGCUAUCGGUCCGCACGGUCCCAGUCUCAAGACUCUUGCUCUAGAAGUGUUGGGUCGUCCAAUCAAGAUGGGUCGGAUAUCAAGUGUGGAAGAUGCUGUAGCAACUAUGGCAGUCUAUCGGAAUGCUGAGGCGGGUAUUGAACAAGAGCAAGCGAAAUAGACUUCACGGAUGGAAUAGGAGGUCUUGCUUUUACAAGUAGCAAAUGGUCUUUCAUUAUUUCGAACACCUACUCGUGACUCCUUACAAGUGAUUGCAUGCAGCAUAUCCAAUAAAGCCCGUAGCUCUACUCCUGGUCCUCAAACACAACC